AGAGAGGGAUGAUGAGGCCGCGCAGCGUCCGAGCAGCGAACGAGGAACGAGGCGAGUCACAGGCAUGCUUUCCAUUUUGAUUGAUGAGCACUCAGCAACAUGAGCAGAGUCGAUAAUAUUAAGGCCGAAACUUUGACACGCCGCGCUUCGGCCUCGGCGGUUGCACGGCGGAGGCAGGCCGCACAACGAGAGCAGCCGCUGGACAGGCUGGACUGCACCCCUUUGCAAUCAACAAUCCUCUCUCUCACUGCGUGCAGUAGUGUGGAGUGUGGAGUCACUGCAAGUGCGCGUGCAAGAGUGUGGGAGGCGGGCCCGCAAUUAACGCCGACGCCGGCCAUUCACAUCGCGUCGUCGCAUUAUUCUGAAUUCGACUCUUUUUUUUUUUCGUCUCUGCCAGCGUCCUCCGGAUGGACCACCAGCAAACCACAGGCUGCAGAAAGAGAAAGCUCUUCGGGCAGCCGCCAUCGUCUUGUCUUCGCUGUCUCUCACACACUCUCUGCUUGUGCCUGCGUGUGGACCGAGUCCUGUGUAUGCAGAGUAUGCCCGUGUCAAUACCGAGUCUGUGUCAGUCCGAGUUGCAGAUUCUGCUGGCUGCUGCGCCAAUAAUCAAUAAUGGCACGCUCCACCGAGGUGCAGCCCG
This is a messenger RNA of Westerdykella ornata, 640 nucleotides long. RefSeq lists its product as uncharacterized. The record is from RefSeq and is a predicted model, not a curated record. Lineage: Eukaryota; Fungi; Ascomycota; Dothideomycetes; Pleosporales; Sporormiaceae. The transcript has a single exon. Bases 100 to 606 code for a protein of 168 amino acids.